AUGACGGACCCUAAUCGUCCUCCUUUUUUCUCCUAUGGAUCCUACCCAUCUUCAUCAGAUUUCCAGGAGAAUGAGCCUGCAUACAGUGACUGGACACCAUCUCAGUUUCCACAGGCACAAUUUGGGCCUCAGAUCAAUUAUGAACCUAUCCCUAGCUAUGUCGAGAACCCCGCAGGCCCCCGUGUCGGCACUGGGGAAAGAUCUUUGAACUCAAAGGUUGCCAUACCGCGGUCAGCAAACCCCAGUAGUUGGACCAGCAGCGGGCGAGUCAGCCGGGCCUGCGAAAAUUGUCGUGAGCAGAAAGCCAAGUGUAGCGGCCAUCGCCCGACCUGUCAAAGAUGCCAGGAGUCGGGGAUCCGUUGCUCCUAUGGUGACCGGAAGCGAGAGAAGAUGGCCAAGCAGCUCAGUGAGCUGACAAACCAGGUUCAAGUCUACGAGGCUUUAUUGCGCGAUAUUUAUCCAAAGCUGGAACCCCAGUCUGCGCAAUAUGUUGAGCAGGUCCUGAACGAACAAAACCCCGACAACGACCAAUUCUCUGGUCAACAAACUGCAACGCCAUCUCCAGCUCUUAAAUUAUCUGAUGCUGCUCGCGUCUCAAGCCCUGCCGCUUCUACUCCGGUCUUCUCGCUGGGAGCUUUAGAUUACACCAGCGAAGAUUUCAACCGUGAUGAGAGAAUUCAAGCCAUGGGCUUCGUUGGCGAACAUUCUGAGAUUGCCUGGAUCUACAGAUUGAAAAGGCUGCUUGAGCAGAUCUCUGUUGGGUCUAAAGAUGAUUCAGAUCGUCAGUCAGUUGCUUCGUCGAACUUUUUCCUUGAUGAUUCGGAUAUUACUGUACUGGAUGAUAUCGAUCUCUCGCAACGUCCCUCGCAAACAGUUGCUGAUCAGCUCGUGGACGAGUAUUUCCAAGUUGUACACCCUUCCUUUCCGAUUAUCGGCAAACUUGUUUUUUUGAGACAGUACAGGUCGUUCUACUCCAGUCCUCACGUACGCCCAGGGAAGAGAUGGCUCGCAGUACUCAAUCUGGUUUUCGCUAUCGGCGCAAGAUGUUUUCGCUAUUCGCAGGGGACCAACGGGGGUGUGACAGACGAUGAAACCCUAUACUUUUCGCGAGCAUGGCGACUGAGCAUGAGCGACAUUGCUCUGCUGGAUCAUCCAAACCUUCAGCAGGUACAGGUGGAAGGUUUGACUUCAUUCUAUCUGCUAUCUGUUGGACAGGUGAACCGGUCUUGGAGAAUAUGUGGCAUUUCCUUACGUUCCGCUGUUACGAUGGGAUUGAACCUUCGGAGUGAGAGUAAUACAAUUGCUCAUGUAUCUAAGGAGACUCGUUAUCGAGUCUGGUGGUCCCUUUUCAUGUUGGAUAUCUCACUGUGUGUGAUGACUGGCCGCCCACCGAGCAGUAACGAUGAAUUUCGCACUACUCCUCCACCGAUACCUUUCAAAGAGGAAGAUUUUUCUGAUGAUCGAGUGGUUCAACUGAUUGCUGAUCACGAGGCGCGAGGCCUAUUCAUGGAAGCUUUGGGCAAGACAACGGCAACGGCAACGGCGGACACGGCAUUGACACCGGAGAUAUCUGACCACAACCUGUUCAACGCGAAUAGAGAAUGUGAGCAAGUUGCGUCCAGUGCCAUUGAAUCACUAACACCGAAUAUCUCGCUCUACUUUCUCCACAAUGUCGAGUUAGGAUUGAUACUUCGAGAGGCUGUGGACACUCUGUAUGCUCCAGGAGUCGCUCGAAAACCUUGGCGUGACAUUGAACUAGCCGUCGCUGCACUCAAUUCCAAGGCAGACGUUUGGCUGUCCAGGCUUCCGCCUGCAUUUCACUUCGAGACAGGCGCCCGUGUAUUCGAGCGGCAGAGGUUGAACUUGGCACUUCGCUUUUACAGCACCAAGAUCAUUAUAGCCCAACCCUGUCUUAGCCGCCUCACUCGACAGGCUCCGGGGUCAGAGCCACCCGGAGUUGCGUGCGAGACAAUGGCGACCAUGUGUGUCGAUUUUGCGGGGCAGAUGCUCGAUCUUCUUCCUACGAUACCCGAUCCUUCCUGGGUUUACCGUGUCUCUCCCUGGUGGUGUUUUUUGCACUAUCUGAUGCAGUCAACCUCCGUCCUUCUAACUCAACUAUUACUUUUGUCAGAAGCGGGCACCGUCAGGUACAACCAACUGCUAGAGCAAGUUUCCAAAGCGGCUCGCUGGUUAUCGAAAAUGUCGACAAACGAUCCAUCUUCUGCAAGAGCGUGGCUCGUUUGCAGGGAUCUCAUCUCUCAACAUGCCCCAGAGCUUGACCUUGGAACCUUUUCAGAGCACCACAGAAAUUAA
Molecule: messenger RNA, 2313 nt
Organism: Aspergillus pseudoviridinutans
Lineage: Eukaryota; Fungi; Ascomycota; Eurotiomycetes; Eurotiales; Aspergillaceae
Product: putative C6 transcription factor
Exons: 4
Coding region: 1-2313 (770 amino acids)
Biological process (GO): DNA-templated transcription; regulation of DNA-templated transcription
Molecular function (GO): zinc ion binding; DNA binding; DNA-binding transcription factor activity, RNA polymerase II-specific
Source: RefSeq, a predicted model, not a curated record